Molecule: messenger RNA, 1406 nt
Organism: Ylistrum balloti
Lineage: Eukaryota; Metazoa; Mollusca; Bivalvia; Pectinida; Pectinidae
Product: EKC/KEOPS complex subunit TPRKB-like
Exons: 4
Coding region: 85-618 (177 amino acids)
Biological process (GO): telomere maintenance via recombination; tRNA threonylcarbamoyladenosine modification
Cellular component (GO): cytosol; EKC/KEOPS complex; nucleus
Source: RefSeq, a predicted model, not a curated record
AAUAGAGAUAGUAUGCAAAGAAAACACUAAUUAGUUGCAAACCACUAUUUGUCAAGAAGAAAACGGUCUUUUAAUCCUCGGAAUAUGUCGGCGAAGGUAAUUAGAAAUGCACUGUACCCUGAUUCGACCGUGACACUCGCACUUUUCAGAAAUGUUGACAAUGCGAAAGAACUCCGACAAUGUGUGAUGACUGGGAAAUUUGAGGCUGCGCUAUUGAAGACGUCUGUUAUUAUGGAUCCUUUCCAAGUAAUUGUGGCUGCAAACAGAGCAGUACAUUUAAACAAAGUCAACAAGAUGAUGACCAAAAAUGUUCACACAGAAAUUCUAUUCAGCUUAUCACCCACCAAAAAUAUUUCAGAAUCCUUCAGGAAAUUUGGCCUCGCUGACACUGACCAAAGUGUUAUGGUAGCCAUCACAGAUGAUGUUGAUGGGGUAGUCCUGGACUCUUUACUUACUUAUAUCCAGGGAGAACUCAUUGAUGUAGCAGAAGUGGAAACGUUAGCAGAUAUACCAUCAAUAAAAAAAAUUUACAAGAUAACUGAUGCAGAGUUAGCCACAUGCUCCCUGUCUGAUGCUGUCAUAGCCAGAAUCUCAAGCAAGGAUAUUGUGAAUGUCUGAACAAAUUACACGAACAGAGGCUGAUAUUGGAUUGCUCUGUAACAGAUUUUUCAGUAGGGCUAAUAUGUGGAGGUACACAAACACCCUAGAUUGAUUUAUCAAAGUCAGAACGAAGAAUGUCAGAAUAAUUCAGACUAUGUAAACAUAUGGAGAUAUAAAAGGAUAUAGGUCAGAUUGGUCUGUUAUAGACUCCUCAGUUUAGACAUACCGUCAGUAAUGAAUAUGUUUACUGAGAAACCUGUCUAAAGUGUAUUAUUGAUUCAGAAUAGACAGGUAUACUUGUGACAAAGGGUUUCAGUUGACUUUCUGUUGAAUCUCAUCAAUAUUUCACCUAUCAUCAGCGUUCAGACACGUUCAUUAAGUAUCAAUGAUAUUGAUAGGAAAACAUUUGGUUUUCCAUUAAUGACCUUUCAGAAGAUAAUUAGUAAGAAACUGAUUUCUAGACAAGCAGAGCAUUAAAUUCCUACAACAUAUAUUAUUUUUUUAAUGGACUUGUUUAUUUUACGACCUCAGACUUGUAAUCUCACAAACAAGAAUAGUUUGAAAAUGUCAAUUUCAAGUUUUCAGAUUGAAUGUGAUUUAUCAUAUAUUUUUGUGGUUCUCAAAUUGAGUGGUUUUCCAAAAAUAUUCUUUCUAAUCUGAUAUCAUGGAUAAGUCUUGCUCAUAAAAUCCACUGGUUUACAGUUCUAAAAUCCAUGUCCAUUUUUAGAUGUUUAUCAUUUUGUGUACAUAUAAAUGGAUUUAAAAUACCUAUGACUACAAAGAAAAUAAAUCCUCAUGAAAAUUAA